Molecule: messenger RNA, 1044 nt
Organism: Morchella sextelata
Lineage: Eukaryota; Fungi; Ascomycota; Pezizomycetes; Pezizales; Morchellaceae
Exons: 4
Coding region: 1-1044 (347 amino acids)
Biological process (GO): trans, trans-farnesyl diphosphate biosynthetic process
Cellular component (GO): cytoplasm
Molecular function (GO): (2E,6E)-farnesyl diphosphate synthase activity; dimethylallyltranstransferase activity
Source: RefSeq, a predicted model, not a curated record
AUGACUACCAAACGUUCCGAGUUCGAGGCUAUUUUCCAGGAGACUAUCGUCCCAGAGCUGAUUGCUGAGGUGCACAAGACCGGAAUUUCUGACAAUGCUGUGGAGUGGAUAGCAAAGAAUCUUACCCACAAUACCAUGGGCGGGAAAUACAAUCGUGGUAUGACUGUACCGGAUACCUACCGCAUUCUUCUUGGAAAAGACAAGUUGAGCCCCGAAGAGUUCAAGCAAAGUGCUAUUCUUGGAUGGUGCACUGAAUUGCUCCAAGCUAUGUUCUUGGUCGCCGACGAUAUCAUGGAUAGCUCCAAGACUCGUCGUGGCUCUCCUUGCUGGUACCUGAUGCCAGAUGUUGGAAGCAUUGCCAUCAACGAUUCCUUCAUCCUUGAAUCCGCUAUCUACAUUCUGUUGAAGAAACACUUCAAGGGAACGUCCUACUAUAUUGACCUUGUUGAACUCUUCCACGAGGUCACCUGGCAAACCGAGCUCGGUCAGCUCGUAGACCUUCUCACUGCUCCCGAGGAUAACAUUGACCUCAGCAGGUUCAACUACCAGAAGUACUACUUCAUUGUCCGUUACAAGACAGCCUUCUACUCUUUCUACCUCCCCGUCGCACUAGCGAUGUACCAGGCUGGGAUUGCAACCCCCGAAAACCUCUCGCGUGCCCGUGAUGUUCUCAUCCCGCUAGGAGAGUACUUCCAGGUCCAGGAUGACUACCUUGACUGCUACGGCGACCCAGAACACAUCGGAAAGAUCGGAACCGAUAUCCAGGACAACAAGUGUGGAUGGCUUAUUAACAAAGCUCUCGAGCUUGUGACCCCUGAGCAGCGUAGAGUGCUCGAUGAAAACUACGGCCGUAAGGAUGCUGCUUGUGAGAAGGUCAUCAAAGAUAUCUACUUGGAGCUCGGGCUUGAGGCACACUACCAGGCAUAUGAGAGGAAAUCCAUUGAGAUGAUCAAGGAGCUCAUCUCGAAGGUUGAUGAAAGCCAAGGGCUGAAGCAGGACGUGCUUCUGGGUUUCUUGAACAAGAUUGCUGGAAGAAGCAAGUAA